Molecule: messenger RNA, 963 nt
Organism: Grosmannia clavigera kw1407
Lineage: Eukaryota; Fungi; Ascomycota; Sordariomycetes; Ophiostomatales; Ophiostomataceae
Product: short chain dehydrogenase reductase
Exons: 3
Coding region: 1-963 (320 amino acids)
Biological process (GO): fatty acid catabolic process
Molecular function (GO): 2,4-dienoyl-CoA reductase (NADPH) activity
Source: RefSeq, a predicted model, not a curated record
AUGGUGUCAACACAGCUUACUGACUUGCUCGCAGAGGGCCGUGUUGCGUUCGUAACAGGCGGUGCUGGCGAUAUCUGCAGCGCUCAGACACGGGCAUUGGUGUACCUGGGUGCCGACGCGUGCAUCAUCGGGCGCAACGUGACGAAGACAGAGGCCAAAGCCAAGGACAUUGCCACGGUGCGCAAGGGUGCCAAGGUCAUCGGCCUCGGCAAUGUCGAUGUUCGGAAUUUUGAAAGUCUGAAGCAGGCGGCUGACCGCUGUGUGGCGGAGCUGGGCAGCAUCGAUUUUGUCAUAGACAGCGCGGGUGCGGCCGGCAACUUUGUGUCCUCGCUGGCCGGGCUCACGUCCAACGGCUUCAAGGCGGUCAUGGAUAUCGACACACUGGGUACGUUCAACACGAUCAAGGCCACGGUCGACCACCUGGCCGUCUCGGCGAGCCGCCACCCGAGCCCCAACGCGACCGCCGAGCCGCCGGGCGGCCGCCUGCUGGCCGUCUCAGCUACCUUUCACUACACCGGACUGCCGCUGCAGGCGCACGUGUCGGCGGCCAAGGCCGGCGUCGACAGCCUGAUGGCCUCAGUGGCGCUUGAGUACGGUCCGCGCGGCAUGCUGGCCAACGUGAUCGCGCCGGGUCCGAUUGUCGGCACCGAGGGCAUGUCGCGGCUGUCAACCGUUGAUACCGCCGAGUCGGCCCAGAUGAGCGCCCGGGGUGGUGCACCCCAUAUUCCCAGCGGCCGCUGGGGUACUGUCCGAGACAUUGCCGACGCCACCGUGUUCCUGUUCAGCGCGGCCGCCGACAACAUCACUGGCCACGUGCUCGUGGUCGACGGCGCUGCGUGGCGGCGGCAGACCGGCUCUGUCGGCGUCGGCCUCGGGCCAGGCAUGGAGUAUCCAAAUUACCUGCUGGGCGAUGGGAGCAACGACAACGGGCAGAAGCCGACAGGCGGAGGUGCUAAGCUGUAG